ACUCAUACAUGUCUCUGGUUGCGCUUUGGAAUUAGCAUUCUUACUUAUAUCAUCCCACAUACAGAGGUGAUGAUACAGAUAAUCGGAAUAUUACACAUAGCCAAGAAUGCACGACAUCUCCCAAGAUGCUCCGGGGGAUCGUAAAGUCAUAGACAAAGAGAAGGGCGAGGCCCUCCCCAUCCACAGCAGCGACACGUCGCCCGAUAACGAGUCGUCGUUCGGGAAAGAAGAUGGCGAGGAAUACACAGGCGCUGCCCCUAUAUCUAAAACAGAGUCGAAUGUUGUACGACGGGUUUUAACCCAUCUAUCUGCUAGAACCUCAAAUGUCAGCAUUGGCCCGCCGCCGGAUGGAGGUUUCCACGCAUGGCUUCAAUGCGCCAUGGCCUGUAUGACGGUCACCACAACUUGGGGCUUCGUCAAUUCCUUCGGCAUGUUCCAAUCCUUCUAUGUCGGCUUUCUUGAUCGACCGCCGUCCGACAUCGCCUGGAUCGGUGGUUUCCAGGUCUUCUUCCUCUUCUUCGUUGGUACCUUCAGUGGUCGCCUUGCCGAUGCCGGCUACUUUAAGCAGGUCAUCUUUGUUGGCAGCUUCCUGCAGCUGCUCGGAAUCUUCAUGGCCUCGAUAUCGACGCAAUACUGGCAGCUGAUCCUCUCGCACGGCAUAUGCGUUGGUCUUGGCAAUGGCUGCAUCUUCGCGCCCUCUGUUGCCCUUGUCUCCACCUACUUCUCGACUAAGAAGUCUCUCGCGAUUGGUAUCUCUGCCUCCGGUGGUGCUGUCGGCGGCCUAAUUUUCCCCUCCAUGGUCCAGAACCUGCUCCCCAAAAUUGGGUUCGCCUGGACCAUGCGUUCGCUGGGACUGGUCGACGCCUUCUUCCUGCUUUGUGUCAACCUAUUCGCAAAGCAGCGCGUGCCACCGCGCAAGUCGGGCCAGUUCCUCGACCUACAGUCCUUCCGCGAUAUGACGUACACCCUCUACGGCAUUGGCAUGUUCUUCACUUUCUGGGGCCUAUACUUCCCCUUCUUCUAUCUGUCGGCGUUCGCGCGCGACAACAUCGGCUUCGAUCAGACCAAGUCUAUCAACCUGGUCCUCCUUCUCAACGGCGUCGGCAUCCCAGCGCGCAUUUUCGCCAACUACGUCGCGGAUACCUGGACGGGACCGCUUAACCUCAUGCUCUUCGCAGCCUUGUGUGGCUCAAUCGUCAUGUACACCAUGACUGCUGUCCACGACACCGCCGGCCUAUACACCUGGACCGUCAUCUACGGGAUGCCCGGCGCAGGAGUGCAGUCGCUCUUCCCCGCCGUUCUGGGCUCCCUGACGGCGAAGGACCUGAGCAAGGCCGGUGUGCGCAUCGGUAUGAUCUUCACAAUGGUCAGUUUCGCGGUGCUGUCCGGCCCGCCGAUCUGCGGCGCGCUCAUCACGGCGGGCAAUGGCAGCUACCUGGGCCCGCAGCUAUUCACGGCGUCGUCGAUAUUGCUUGGCUGCGGGCUGAUGUGUGGCGCGCGGUUUGCGACGACGGGGAAGACUAUUAAGGUCAGGAUUUAGGUUGCUGGGGAUGAGACUUUUCUGAGACUGAUUGAUACCCGUGCUUUGUGCUUUGCGGGAUUAUGAUUCAUGCAUGGCGUGGCGUUUUGGGCAUAUUUAUGGAUGGAGCAUACAGCGUUGGAUGGCGCUUUGGAGCGUCAAAAUUUUGCGCGCUGCAUAGCUGAGUGCUGGGUUCCUAGAUAUACAAAGAAGGCAUAUGAGAGAAUAGUAAUAGAUAUAUAAUACAGUAGAUAAUAUCAACAUCAAUAUAAACAGAAUGG
This is a messenger RNA of Pseudogymnoascus destructans, 1800 nucleotides long. RefSeq lists its product as uncharacterized. Gene Ontology annotation, cellular component: fungal-type vacuole membrane. Lineage: Eukaryota; Fungi; Ascomycota; Leotiomycetes; Thelebolales; Thelebolaceae. Bases 107 to 1540 code for a protein of 477 amino acids. Gene Ontology annotation, molecular function: transmembrane transporter activity. Gene Ontology annotation, biological process: transmembrane transport. The record is from RefSeq and is a predicted model, not a curated record. The transcript has 3 exons.